Hevea brasiliensis (rubber tree) is the source of this 2168-nucleotide messenger RNA. RefSeq lists its product as uncharacterized. Lineage: Eukaryota; Viridiplantae; Streptophyta; Magnoliopsida; Malpighiales; Euphorbiaceae. Gene Ontology annotation, molecular function: protein binding. The transcript has 7 exons. The record is from RefSeq and is a predicted model, not a curated record. The coding region runs from base 208 to 1719 and encodes 503 amino acids.
AAUCCAUUACUAAUUCACAAUCGGCUACAAGGACUUCAAGCUCAGCGCCAGGAACCUUCCUCGUAACCACUGUCAUGAUGUCAUCCCAACAAGUUUUAAUGGAAGGAAACCCAGGAAAACUUACCAAGAAAAUAAUUUGAAGUUGGGUGCCAAAUCUACAUUACCCGUGAAAAGAUUUCCGUUUUGAAUUUUCAUCUGGGAUCAAGCAUGGCAUCCUCUUCAUCACAUGUGAACAUAAGAAAUCUGACCACAUACCGGCCACUAUAUAAAGCUAUUCUCAAGGGCGACCUGGAGCCCGUUAAAAGCAUCUGCAGUGGUGAUCCACUUGCCUUGGAGGCUAGGAUCACUGAAAAUUUGGACACUGCUCUUCACAUAGCUGUUGGGACUGGAAUGGCCAAUCACAUUGUCAUGUAUUUGAUAAACCGGAUGUCAAGACUCCAGUUGGGCUUGCAAAAUUCCAAUGGUGACACUGUCCUCUCUAUUGCCGCAAUUGUCGGCAAUACCAGAGCGGCCAUAAUGAUAGUGAACAAGCAACCAAAUUUGCCUCAGAUUGGAAACCGUGAUGGGGGGGUCCCUCUGCUUGAGGCAGCUCGCCAUGGCCAAAAGGAGAUGAUUUCCUAUUUAUUAGAAGUCAAUGGAGAUUAUUUGCAGGCAGCUGAAUAUUCUGCUGAUAAACCUGGUGUUUUCUUUAUGAAUCUUCUUGUUCUUGCUGGGUUCUAUGACUUGGCCCUGGAAUUGGUUCAAAGUCAUCCUCCAUUAGCUAGAGUUGAAUAUUAUGGUGGUGAAUCGCUUUUGAGUGCAAUGGCAUCAAAACCAUCCGCAUUUCCUAGUGGUAUACAACUCGAUUUCUGGCAUCGCUUAAUUCAUUGCUGUGCUCCAAUCAAGUUAAAUUCCGGAGGCAAACCCAGUGCUGUAGAUGUAGAGAAUCCGCAACAUCAUCAGCUUGUAACGGGAUCUCCACUUCUGCGAGCAAGAAAUUCUGUGGUCGAAACAUUGGUGAGGCUCUCAUGGAGAAUCCUUGCAAUGUUAGUUCCCCCCAUGAAGGGUAUACGGGACGUAAAAUUGAUGCAUCACCAAACACUUCAACUCAUCAAAUGCCUAUGCACUGAAAUUGCAUGUCUGGAUUAUGAGAAAGCUUCCAUGAUGCUUAGAAGACCGUUUCUUCUGGCAGCAGAGUUGGGGAUUUAUGAAAUUAUGGAAGAAAUAAUGGAGUCAUUUCCUCAUGCUAUUUGGUUUUCAGAUAAUGAGAACCAUAACCUAUUUCAUAUUGCAGUAAUGAACCGUCAAGAAAACGUUUUCAACCUUUUAUAUCAAAUUAGUGACUACAAACAUCGACUCUUGGUCUCUGAAGAUAUUUUUGGUAACAAUAUCUUGCAUUUGGCUGGAAAAUUGGCACCUCAACACCGACUUAAUCUCAUUUCUGGUGCAGCUCUUCAGAUGCAAUAUGAAUUACGUUGGUUUAAGGAAGUGGAGAAGAUUGUACAACUUGCCUGCAAAGAGGAUAAAAAUUCUGAAGGAAGAACUCCUGCAAUGUUAUUUACAGAGGAACACAAGAGAUUAGUAAAAGAAGGUGAGAAAUGGAUGAAAGACACAGCAAGCUCAUGCACAGUUGCAGCAGCACUAAUUGCUACAGUAAUCUUUGCUGCAGCAAUCACAGUACCUGGCGGAAACAACAAUGACGAUGGUUAUCCAAUCUUCUCCAAACAAAAAUCAUUAUAAUCUUUGCAGUAUCAGAUGCACUCUCCCUCUUUUCAUCAGUAGCCGCCAUCUUAAUGUUCUUGUCCAUUCUCACAGCACGAUAUGCAGAAGCUGAUUUUCUUUAUUCUCUUCCCAAAAGGUUAAUAUUCGGUCUAGUUACUCUGUUCCUCUCCAUAACAUCCAUGAUGGUAGCCUUCAGUGCCACACUUUAUCUAGUCUUUUGCAACCGAAAGGCAUGGAUGCUUAUUCCAGUGGGUGCCUUGGCUUGUUUGCCAAUUUCCUUGUUUGUGUCGCUGCAAUUUCCACUUCUCGUAGAUAUGAUCUAUUCCACAUACAAACCUAGAUUUUUUGGUAAGAAAAGCAAAUGCAUGCUACACUAGUUUAGCACAGAGUGAGAGAAUCUUUUGCGCAUAUUUACUUGUACCAACAUCCACAAAUAAAGGAAAUAAAAUCAUCACAUUUUUUUCCUA